AUGGCUGCCAUGGCUGCUGGAGUUGCUGCUAAACUUCCAAGUGCACUGAAGACCGAGAACGUUCUGGAAGCCAGCCAGUUCCUUGGUCAACCUGCCAGCACCCUCGCGUUCCCCGUCUCCGCAUCCUCCGCCUCCCGUAACUCUCUGUCCACUCGGUGCGCUGCUAAGGCUGAGGGCUCAGAUGGAAACAACGCGACAUCCCACACCCACACGAAGCGCGCCGUGUCCAGGCGAUUGAUUCUCGGCGGAAUGGCCGCCGGCAUGGCCGCCGUGGUCGGCUGCCCAAUCUGCGACUCGGGAUCGCCAUCCAUGGGUGCCGCGCUCGCUGCUGAUUGGAGCUACGGAGAGUUGUCAGGACCCAACGAGUGGGGUGCGGUGUGCAAGACUGGCGCUGCGCAGUCGCCGAUUGACAUCUCUUUCACGGCGCCUAAGAUCGUGUCGGAUAAUAGCAUUGGCAAGCUCGCCUUCGGGUACAAGCGCGCCGAUGCCACGUUCCUCAACACUGGCCACGGCACCAUGCAGGUGAAUUUCCCGGGCGGCAGCAACACGUGCGAGAUCGGCGGGCGCAAGCUGGAGCUGCUGCAGUACCACUUCCACGCGCCCAGCGAGCACUCGUUCAACGGCAUCCGUACCGCCAUGGAGGUUCAUCUCGUCCACCUAGUGCUUCUCUCCUCUCCGCUUCCGCCCUCAGUGCCAUCAUUACCCUCCCUCCUCAAUUUUUCCCCUUCUUCCCCUCUCUCCCCACCCCCUCUCCCUCCCCGCGCAAUCCCCCCUCCGCAAUUCCGCCCUCCGCGCAGGGUCAUGCUGGAGGCGGACCCCAAGGCUCCGCGGAACCUCUGCCUCGAGGCGGCUCUCGCCUUCUCGCCCAACGAGAAGUUUAAGCAGAUUGCGGGUCCAGUGGAGUGUUUCGAGGUGCCAGCAGUGGGUGGGGGCAAGCCCUUGAAGCAAUGCCUCAAGAUCCAGAUCAGCCCCGAGCCUCUCCUCCCCAAGCCUGACAGAGCGGUGCGUUUCUAA
Molecule: messenger RNA, 1014 nt
Organism: Closterium sp. NIES-65
Lineage: Eukaryota; Viridiplantae; Streptophyta; Zygnematophyceae; Desmidiales; Closteriaceae
Source: the annotation of a GenBank genome assembly